AAUCAAAGCUACCGCAAACAUUUAUUUAAUUUUUCAAUUUUUUUCCUUAAAUAUUGUGCAAUUCAAGGUCUUAAAUGUGCUUUUUCUUAAACUUCACUACACAAAAUCAAUCAUCAGUGUGAACUAACAAGAAAGAGGUUGGUGUGUGUGUUUGUGUGAGUGAGUGCCAGCGUAAAGCAGUGUACAAAAGCCUUUCUUGAAUCUUUUUAUGUUUGCGGUAAAAGGGCAGCUUUAACAAUUUCUGCUGAGAGAAUUCUGCACCAUAAGAAACCGUGUGUGUGUGUGUGUGUGAGUGUAAUGACAGUUACAAUAUUCGCUUCGUCAAGUGGCAACUCCUUUAGUUUUUGUUUGACAACAUCAAAACGGACCAUUUCGUCGAAAAGGAAAUCAUAACCAUUAUCAUCAGCCACAGAAGCUACGACAGCAGCAAUCGAAGCAGCUUGUUAGCAAUCGAUUUUGUCAUCUAUAAUGUGCACUAAAUAAAACAACAAUAAUAAUAACAAUAGCAACAACAACAACAAGUACCGAUACAAGACAUUAAGCAACAAAUAGUGGAUUUUUGUUUUUUUAUAAAUAUUUCCCCUUGUUUAAGUGUUAUUCUUCCGUCGCGUUUCUAACACCACAAACACAACGUCAUUCGCCGGUUUGCCAUUAAAACCAUUAGCAAAAGGCAAAACAUAGAAACAAAACAUUCUGGUGUACAUGUACUCUACUACUAAUGUUUUGAAUUAUAUAGACCACACACAUUCAGUUGCUGCUUAUCCAUUAUUGAGUAGCUGAAGAAAUAGGUUUUUGUGAACCCACAUCUGCUUUAAACGACAAUAUCAUUAUCAGCCAGCAUCAGCAAAAAAAAACAUCGUUUUUUAUAGACAACAUUAUUUGCUACAUUGAACAAUACCACCACACUUAAUAGUGGGACUGAAGCAUCUACAUCAGCAUCCAAAACCCAGCAUCUGCAGCAUUAGCAUAAAAAAAAUCUACCAUAUAGUCUACCAUCAUGUCAAACUGGGAGGAAUUCUACAAUACCCAUCUGCCUCCAACAGAUUUUGAGGAUAAUCGUUCACUUUUAAAGGAAUUUUGUGAACGACACAAUCAACUGCAAAACAGAAUCGUCCUUGUAACAUCAGGUGGCACAACCGUCCCAUUGGAGCACAACACUGUACGUUUUGUGGAUAAUUUUAGUGCCGGCACACGUGGCUCCUCCUCAGCGGAAUAUUUCCUAGAUCAUAAUUAUGCCGUCAUAUUUAUGCAUCGUCAAAAAUCCUUGGAGCCAUUCACCCGCCACUUUACUGGUCAGCAGUUCUUCGAUAUGCUCGACAUUACGGAUAACGGACAGAGUACUUCCAUUACCGUUAAUCCCGAUUCGGUGGAUGUGUUUGCGCCCAUAUUGGCCAAAUACAAACAGGCCCGCGAGUCACAAAUGAUAUUGUAUGUGAGCUUUACCAGUGUCGUGGAUUACAUGUGGCUGUUGAGGGCCGCCUGUGAAUGCCUCGCAGCGUUUGAGGAUAGGGCUGUGCUAUUUUUGGCAGCAGCUGUAUCGGAUUUCUACAUACCGCAGGAUAUGAUGCCUACCCACAAAAUGCAAUCCGGUGAGGGAGCUCCAACAAUUUCCUUGCAAUUAGUGCCAAAAAUGUUAGCACCAUUGGUCAGCCUGUGGGUGCCUCAGGCUUUUGUUGUCUCUUUUAAAUUGGAAACCGAUGAGAAUCUAUUGAUUACCAAAGCUCGUGAUAGUUUGAGUAAAUAUAAGCACAAGUUGGUUAUAGCAAACAUUUUGCAAACACGUAAACACCGUGUGGUUUUCGUUACGCCAACAUCCUCCUAUGAAGUACAUUUAAGUAGAGAACAAGCACUGCAAGGCCUUGAAAUUGAGGAACCAAUUGUUGCUGAUGUAGUACAAAAACACGGAGAAUUCAUAAAUUCUGGUAUGUCUCGCCAAUGACCAAUGUCAAUGCGACAGCGGCAGCAACAACGGCAUCACAUGCAAGUCGAUUGUCGCGUGACAACGCCGCAUUUUUGUCGUCUCUUGAAUCCGGGACCUGGCAUUGGACGAAGAUAUUGAAAAACGCUACUAUUAUUACAACAGCAAAAACAACUACAACAACAAAACACCAACCCAAAAACAAAAAUCAACCAAACAACAUCAAAAUAGGAAGAAGAAGAAAAAAACAUAUUCAGGUAAAAAUAUCAACUUUUAUUAAUCUCCCCUAAACCCUGACCAAGGCCCCAUAAGGACAGCUGGCUGGCCCUAGGGCUUUUGAAUUUCCCACAAAACCACAAAAAGUUAAACAUUUCAAGGGGAACGCAUAAAAGAGCCCCAACCCAAGUUAGUCCCCCUGUCUGACAAAACCCUUAUUUGGGGACAUUUUCCUGACAUUGUGGGGUUAGGGGAAUAUUUACAUAUUUUUUUCUAUUUUUUUCAACUAUAAAAUUAUUAAUGAGAACAUUCUAGUUUUUAAGCUAUAUUUCUUAAUUUCAAUACUUUUUUAAGAAAUAGUUAACUUUUUUCUUCUUAUAAUUGAUACACACAAUUGUUAUAGCCUUUGAAAUCUAAGCGGAAAACGUUGACGCUCUUAACAUUUAAGCUUUACAUUUUAUAUUCUUUAUCAAAUGUACACCACUUUGGUUUAGCUUUAAUGCAGCAUUAAUUCUUUAAGACAACUCCUUUUGCUCUGGAGGAAAGGACAACAAAAAGGAAUUUAAGUUAUUUUGUUUUUUAGUCUAUAAGUCAUAAUAUUGGGGAUUUUGGUUUAAGUUGUAAUUUCCUAGGUUUAAUUAGUUACUAUUUUGUGUUUCAAAGGAUUCACCAUUGCGUGUUUCCAAGGUCAUUAGGGUAAUGUUUUGCUAGCUUUUAUUAAGGAGACAAAGCCGUAGGUUUUGUGUUGAAAAAAAAAAAAAACAAAAAAUACAAAAAAAAUCCCAUUCAUCGUCCACCAUUGUUAGUACUUUUACAUCAUUUAGUCGCCGUCAUGAUCUAAUUCAUCAAUCAUAAUUUUUUUUUUAGUAAUUGGGUCAUCGUUUAUUUACAUUUUCUAGGUUAACUUAGUUUUUUUUUUUAACAUUUUCAUGGCUAAAAUUUUUCAUGACAUAUCUUUAUCAUACCAUUUUCUGAGAGGAAAAUGUUGGAAAUAUUUUAGCAACCAUAUAUCUUAACUAUUGCAAUUGGCUAUUUUUGUCCUUCUGUGAACCUUAAAGGUUAUUUGCUUAUGUGGACCUUUGGAGAAAACCAUUGAAGACAUAACAAUUUGACUUUAUUGCCCUAAAAACGCCAAACGGUUAUCGAUAAUAUGUUAUUGAUGACAAUAUUUAAUCGAUAAUAAUAUUAAACCGAUAACAGUAUUUUUAUUGAUAAAAAUAUUUGAUAGAUAACAAUAUUAAAUCGAAAAUAAUAUUUUAUCGAUGACAAUAUUUUAUCGAUUAUAAUAUAUUAUCGAUUAUAAUAUAUAUGCGAUAACAACACUAAAUCGAUACCAAUAUUACAUCGAUAACAAUAAUUGAUCAAUUUCAAUAUUAAAUUGAUAACCAUAUUAAAUCGAUAACUUUGUUUUAUUGAUAUUCUAUCGAUAGCAUAUCAACGUGAUAACAAAAUUUAUUGAUAGCUACAUUAAAUCGAUAUCAAUAUGAAAUGGAUAGAAAUAUAAAUCGAUACAAAUACUAAAUUGUUUACCAUAUUUUAUUUAGAGGCCACAGUGGCGCAGAGGUUAGCAUGUCCGCCUAUGACUCCGAACGCCUGGCGUCAACAUCAACAAAAUUUUCAGCGGUGGUUAUUCUCUUACUUUUGCUGGCUACAUUUGUAAGGUAUACUGCCAUGUUAAAACUUCUCUACCAAUUGGUGUCGCUAUGUGGCACGCCGUUCGGACUCGCCAUAACAAAGGAGGCUCCUUAUCAUUGAUCUUAAACGGACUGCACUCAUUGAUAAGACAGAAGUAUCCCCUGUUCCUUAAUGGAAUGUUCAUGGGAAAUUUAGUACCAUAUUUUAUUGGGAACAUUAUGAAAAUCAUGACAAUAUUUUCGAUAACAAUAUAAAAUCGAUAACAAUUUUUAAUCGAUAAAAAUAUGAAAUUGAUGAAAAUGUUUCAUCGAUAUCAAUAUCAAAUCGAUAACAAUUCUAUGCCGAUAAGAAUCCUUUACGAUAACAAUACUUUAUCGAAAACAAUGUUAAAUUGAUAGCAAUAUUCCGUUUUCUUUGAUUAUUCCGUUUCGGUCCUUAAAAACUGCUACUAUUAACCUUCACCACAAAAUGUGCAGGGCAUGGCAAUUCAACUGCAAUGCCUUCCAAAAUAUAUUGUUAUCGAUAAUAUUUUUUCGAUUGCAAUCAUUUAUGUUUCACUUUGACUCAAAUUCAAAUUCAAAUCGAAGUUUAGCUUCAUUUAUAGAAGGCUUUAUUAUUUCACUUCAAUGGGUUGCAAAUAUUUAUUGUUAACGAUAUGUCAUCGAUAUUUGGCCUUUCAAAACACAUUGACUAAUGUUGAGUUUGGGUGCACUAUAGCUGGCUCCACCAAAUUUCAGUGAAAACGACCAAUCUUCUGUCGAUAACUAUACUACUGUCGACAACUUUACUAUAAUCGAUAACUUUACUUCUAUCGAUAACUGUACUGCUAUCGAUUACUAUAGUACUAAUUAUAACUAUGCAACUAUCGAUAACUAGACUGCUAUCGAUAACUAUACUACUUUCGAUAAAUAUACUAUUCGACUAUAAUACAAUUGAUAACUUUACUAUAACGAUAACUUUAAGAUUAUAAAUAACUUGAUUUUAUUGAUAACAUAAUACAUGCAAUAACUAUUUGGUUCGACUAUAGCUGACUCCAAGAAAUUUCGGCCUAAAUGUCCUAUUUUCCACUGCUACAUUCGAACCGUAUGUCAGACAAUAAGUCCUCAAUAAUUUAUAAUGAUAAGCCAAAUUAAAUAUAAAUCUGGUGCCGCCAAACUGAAAACCAUAAGUUUAAAAACACCCUUUUUAUCCUUCGUCGGUGUAGAUCCCCAAGUAAAGUUUACCAUUACAUUGGAAAACCCAUAGCCCACAAUACAGUGUUAAGUAACUCUGCUCCAUACUGUGAAGCGAAUUGAAUCAUUUUCCCAGUAUGCGCCAUUUCUUUCUACUGAUUUUUGAUGUCUUGAAGAAGUUUUAUUUGGAAGCGAACUGAAUCAUUUUCCCAGUAUGCGCCAUUUCUUUCUACUGAUUUUUGAUGUCUUGAAGAAGUUUCAUGUGGAUGGAAUCACAUGAAAUCUUUACACCCAAACCUUCUAAGCUCAUUGUCAUUGAGGC
Messenger RNA from Stomoxys calcitrans (stable fly), 5263 nucleotides. RefSeq names its product phosphopantothenate--cysteine ligase (gene Ppcs). The coding region runs from base 998 to 1939 and encodes 313 amino acids. The record is from RefSeq and is a predicted model, not a curated record. Lineage: Eukaryota; Metazoa; Arthropoda; Insecta; Diptera; Muscidae. Gene Ontology annotation, biological process: coenzyme A biosynthetic process. The transcript has 6 exons. Gene Ontology annotation, cellular component: nucleus; cytoplasm. Gene Ontology annotation, molecular function: phosphopantothenate--cysteine ligase activity.